Molecule: messenger RNA, 1620 nt
Organism: Aureobasidium melanogenum CBS 110374
Lineage: Eukaryota; Fungi; Ascomycota; Dothideomycetes; Dothideales; Saccotheciaceae
Product: general substrate transporter
Exons: 6
Coding region: 1-1620 (539 amino acids)
Biological process (GO): transmembrane transport; carbohydrate transport
Cellular component (GO): membrane
Molecular function (GO): carbohydrate:proton symporter activity
Source: RefSeq, a predicted model, not a curated record
AUGGGUGAUCAUUCGAACGUGUCGAUCUGGCAGUCGAUCAAAGGCAACCCCAAGGUCUUGUUUAUCGCUCUAUUCGCCUCGCUUGGUGGUUUCGAAUAUGGUUACCAGCAAGGUGUCUUGGGCCAGUCUUUGGUCAUGACCCGUUUCACAGAGAACUUCCCCUCUGUGGUCAAAUCUGCUGGAGCUACCGGCUGGCUCACCUCUGUCCUUCAGCUUGGUGGUCUUUUCGGUUCACUCACGGCCGGUAUCCUGAGCGAGCUCAUUUCGAGAAAAUACACCAUGUUUGUGGCCUGCUGCUGGGUCAUCUUGGGCAGUUUCCUCUAUGUCGGUGCUCAGGCUGGCACACCUUCGCUGUUGUAUGCCGGCAGAUUCUUUACUGGUGUCGGUGUCGGACUCUUUAGUGGUGUCGGCCCGCUCUACAAUGCCGAACUUUCUGCUCCUCACAUGAGAGGACUACUGGUCUCGUCUUAUCAACUAGCAACAAUCCUAGGCAUUAUGAUCUCUUUCUGGGUUGGUUACGGCAGUAACUACAUUGGUGGCACUGGCGAGGGCCAGUCGAAUCUCGCAUGGCGUCUCCCCUCAAUCAUCCAAGGCAUUCCGGCUGUCUGUCUUGCUGUCGGCAUCUGGUUUAUGCCAUUCUCACCUAGAUGGCUGGUAAAGAUGGGUCGUGACGAUGAAGCCAAGAACACGCUUGCGUGGCUGCGUAAACUCCCAAUUGACCACGAUGAACUUGACGCCGAAUACCUUGAGAUCAAGGCAGAAGCACUGUUCGAGCAGAAGGCAUUCGCUCGUGAUUUCCCUGAUCUUGCCGAGCAGCGCCAAAGCCGUUUCAAACAUCAACUUGUGCAGUAUCGUAUGUGCUUCCGAUCGAUGGACAACUUCAAGCGUAUCUGCACCGCAUGGCUUGUCAUGUUCUGGCAACAGUGGUCAGGGAUCGACGCCAUUAUAUACUAUGCGUCGAAUGUAUUCAUAAGUCUCGGUCUCACAGGCGGUACGAAUGCUCUGUUGGCCACUGGUGUCACUGGUGUGGUGUUCCUUGUCAGCACCAUUCCUGCCAUGCUAAUCAUCGACCGAGUCGGUCGCAAACCAAUGUUGCUAGUAGGCUCUGUCGUUAUGGGUGUAUGUAUGGUGAUCGUUGGUGUCAUAGUCGCCAAAUUCAGCCACGACUGGCCGGGUCACGUGGCCGCUGGCUGGACUGCAGUCGCUCUCAUCUGGGUCUAUAUUGCUGGCUUUGGAGCAACAUGGGGUCCUGUAUCCUGGACGCUCGUUUCUGAGAUCUUCCCUCUCUCUAUCAGAGCAAAGGGCGCUUCAAUCGGUGCUUCGUCGAAUUGGCUCAACAACUUUGCUAUUGCUUUCUUCGUUCCUCCCAUGCUAAAGUCAUGGCACUGGGGCACGUACAUCUUCUUCAGCGUCUUUCUUGCUGGCGCGAUAGUGUGGGUGUGGUUCUGCCUUCCUGAGACGAAGAAUGCCACUCUUGAAGAGAUGGACCGCGUAUUCAAGAGUCAGGCUGGUGAAAGAGAUGCUGAGUUGCUCAGAGAAGCCAAGCAGGAGGUCAGCAUGCUUGCGAUCAGAGUGGAAAAGGGCGAAAAGGGUCAUGUGGAGGAGGUUCAAAUGGUCUGA